UUGAGCGCGGCGCGCGUGAAUCGGGGUGGUGGGCGAGUGAAGGGGAUUGAGGGUCGGACCUGGUAGCUUGGUGCCUCCCGGCCAGUGCCCACUACCCAGGGCCCCGCUCCCCUCCUCGCUCGCUCUCAGGGUUCAGGCAGGAUGGCCCCAAAGCGACCGGCGGGCCUCGGCAAGAGGAGCGCCCUGGCCCCGGAGCCUCCCCCGGCCAAGAGGUGGUGUGUGCGGACUCCCGGCCGCAGGAGCCGGCCGCCAGCCCGGGGCUUGGGCAGAGGGGAUGAAGCUUCAGGCUGGCAUCAGCCUGGGUUGGCUGGUCAGCAGGAAUGCCCUCGUAGCAUUGUUUCGGCUCUCUGCCAACACAAGGUGGGCAGAGCUCCUCGGGCCUCCUUCCAGCAGUCUCUUCAGAAGGCCUUUCUGCACUCUUUGGAAUCUUACCGACUUUUCCGCACGGCCAGUCCCUUUGACCGGAGAACAACGUGUCUGGAAUGGCACCCCACUUACCCCAGCACUCUGGCUGUGGGCUCCAAGGGGGGAGACAUCAUCCUCUGGGACUACGAAGUACUGGACAAAAUCUUCUUCAUUAAAGGGAUUGGUGCUGGAGGGAGCAUCACAGGGCUGAAGUUUAACCCUCUCAACACCAACCAGCUGUUCGUUUCCUCAGUGGCGGGUACCACAAGCCUGAAGGACUUCCUGGGCAACACAAUUCGAGUUUUUGCUGCCACAAACACCUGGGACUACUGGUACACCAGUGUGGAUGUGUCUGCCAAAAGCCACGUGGUGGUCACAGGAGACAGUCUGGGCAAUGUGGUCUUGCUGAGCAUGGACGGCAAAGAGAUCUGGAAUCUCAGGCUUCACAAAAAGAAGGUGAGCCAUGUGGCCCUGAAUCCUCUCUGUGACUGGCUGCUGGCCACAGCCUCAGUGGAUCAAUCAGUGAAAAUCUGGGACCUGCGCCAGGUCCGAGGGAAGUCUUCCUUCAUCCACUGGAUGCCUCAUGAGCGCGCUGUUAAUGCAGCUUAUUUCAGUCCAGAUGGGGCCAAGCUCCUGACCACAGACCAGCACAGCGAGAUCCGGGUGUACUCAGCCUCCCAUUGGGCAUGUCCCCAGCAGCUUAUUCCCCACCCACAUCGCCACUUCCAGCACCUCACACCCAUCAAGGCAACAUGGCACCCUCGUUACGACCUCAUCGUGGUGGGCCGGUACCCAGACCCCAAUUUCACAGAUUUUACCCCUCAUGAGCUUCGGACGAUUGAUUUAUUUGAUGGGAACUCAGGGAAGAUGAUGUGUCAGCUCUAUGACCCCGACUGCUCUGGCAUCAUCUCGCUAAACAAGUUUAAUCCCAUGGGAGACACACUGGCCUCAGCAAUGGGUUACAACAUUCUCAUCUGGAACCCAGAGGAGGCUGUGAGAAGGAAACAAGAGGGGUUGAUCAAGGUGAUGAGUGAACAAGGACUGGGCAGGGGCUGGUCAGCCCAGCAGCCCUCCCCUUGAAACAGACCUGGCCAAAAUUAGCAAAGAGUAGCACAAACAAGGACCCUAGAAGGGUGAGCAAGAACCAUGGCCCAAGGGAAGGAUCCAGGGGCUCACGGGGGGCCAAGGCCUAUCCUCUGGAAGGCUGGGGGAUGGCAGCUGUGUCUGACGAGCAGGCUGCCAGUUUAA
Molecule: messenger RNA, 1653 nt
Organism: Dromiciops gliroides (monito del monte)
Lineage: Eukaryota; Metazoa; Chordata; Mammalia; Microbiotheria; Microbiotheriidae
Gene: DDB2
Product: damage specific DNA binding protein 2
Exons: 10
Coding region: 142-1485 (447 amino acids)
Biological process (GO): DNA repair; response to UV
Cellular component (GO): nucleus; Cul4-RING E3 ubiquitin ligase complex
Molecular function (GO): protein binding; damaged DNA binding
Source: RefSeq, a predicted model, not a curated record